Molecule: messenger RNA, 708 nt
Organism: Adineta ricciae
Lineage: Eukaryota; Metazoa; Rotifera; Eurotatoria; Adinetida; Adinetidae
Source: the annotation of a GenBank genome assembly
AUGGCUGAAAUGAAAUCAACGGUUGAGAAUCGAAUUCAGACCGAUCCACUUGUCAUAUCGGACUCGUUCGAAGGAUAUUCACUAACUUAUUUCAACUUACCGUUGCAUUAUCGCGAUGAUUUACAGUCUGUUCUCAUUCCGUAUGGGUUUGUUCAAGAUCGUAUUGAAGCGUUAGCUAAUCAAAUAUUCGCCGAUUGGCAUAUUAAUCUUCCAGAACAAUUGAUUUGUCUAUGUGUAUUAAAAGGCGGUUAUCGUUUUUUUUCAGAUUUAAUUUCCAAAAUUCAACUAAACAAUCGUCUUCAUAAUUGUCGCAGUUUACCAAUGAGUCUAGAAUUCAUUCGUACACGAAAUCAGCCGAAUGAUCAACUUGAAAUUAUUGGUUUAAGCGAUUUACAUCGUUUGAAAAAUCGAAAUAUUCUGAUUAUCCAAGACAUUAUCGAUACGGGUAGCCGCGUGGAUAUAUUGAAACAGAAAUUAGAACACUUCCAACCGAAAUCUAUGCAUGUAGUGUCUUUAUUUAUGAAAAGGCAGUCUGAUAAAGCUUGUAUUUUCAAACCAGAUUAUUGUGGUUUUGAAAUACCUGAUCAUUUCGUUGUUGGUUAUGCAUUAGAUCAUAAUGAAUAUUUUCGUGAUUUGGAACAUGUUUGUAUUUUGAAGGAAUCAGUCAUGUCAAAAUAUAAAAUCAUCGAUAAACGUUUUACCGAAUGA